AUGCUCUUCUCCACUCUGGCUCUGAGUGCCAUAUGGGCCAUUGGUACGUUGGCAUCUUCGCCACAGGACUAUCACCGGCCGACUUCCAAAGGUUUCCGUAUGCAACAUGGCUUUGAGACUAUCCUAGUCCAGCCCUUUGGGUAUGACGGCUUUCGUGUGCGAGCAUGGCCUUUCCGUCCGCCAACCGGCCACGAAAUCGGAUUCGUGUAUGAUCCUCCGCUUGAAGGCCCAGAGGAUGGCCAGGCUCAUGGCAUGACUUUCGAUACUGCGUUCACCGGCAAUCAAUCGGAAGAACUACGCAACGGUAACAUGAUAGUCCGCACUUCUGGCUGGGGUGGUAGUCCGGGAGGCUAUCGUCUGGCCUUUUACCGUGUGGAGAGCAACGGCACAGAAACCCUCCUUACCAAUGAGUAUGCACCACUUAAGUCAAUCAACCCUCGGUUCUACUCAUGGACCGGCCCAGGAAGGGAGUUUGCUGCCGAGUUCUCAUUCAGCACGACGCCUGAUGAACAAAUCUACGGAACUGGCACCCAGCAGGAUCAUCAAGUCAAUAAGAAGGGAUCAACAAUUGAUCUCAUCAACUUCAACACUCACAUUCCCACCCCUGUGUUCAUGAGCAACAAGGGCUAUGGGUUCGUCUGGAACAUGCCCUCUACUGGUCGCAUGGAAUUUUCUACCUUGAGGAAUCGUUUUACCUCCGACGCUGCUAACGUUGUCGACUAUUUUAUUGUCAGCUCAACCCCUGGAGAUUAUGACACGCUGCAACAACGCCUGUCGGCGCUCACUGGUCGUGCUCCUGUUCCCCCAAACUGGUCCCUUGGAUAUAUCCAGUCGAAGCUGCGAUAUGAAAACGAAACAGAGAUUGUCUUACUGGCCAAGGAGUUUAAAAAGCGAAACAUCCCCGUCUCCAUGAUCGUCAUUGAUUAUCAGUCGUGGGCUCACCAAGGAGAUUGGGCUCUGGAUCCUCGCCUGUGGAGUAAUGUUGCCGAGAUGGCGGCCCAGGUGAAAAACCUCACGGAUGCGGAGAUGAUGGCAUCACUCUGGCCUAGCGUCGCUGAUAAUAGUGUAAAUUAUCUUGAUAUGAUGGCCCAAGGAUAUCUCUCUGCCACACGAUCCGGGCCUGGAACAACCGACUCGUGGAAUGGGUCGUACAUCCGCAACUACGAUUCCACAAAUCCCUUGGCUCGGCAGUUUCUAUGGAACACCCUAAAGCGCAACUACUACGACAAGGGAAUCAAGAAUUUCUGGAUUGACCAGGCUGAUGGAGGAGCUCUCGGCGAGGCAUACGAAAACAACGGCCAGAGUACAUACAUCCAGUCCGUUCCCUUCACAUUACCUGAUGUCAAUUAUGCUGCCGGUACUCAACGAAGUGUCGGUAAGCUCUAUCCCUGGGCACAUCAGCAGGCGAUUGAGGAGGGAUUUCGAAACGCUACAUCAAGUGAGAUGGGCAGUGCGUGUGAUCAUGUUUCCUUAAGCCGCUCGGGCUACAUCGGCUCCCAGCGAUUCUGCAGCAUGAUCUGGUCUGGUGACACAACCGCAGUCUGGGAGACCCUCAGCGCGCAGGUUGCGAGUGGUCUUUCCGCUGCUGCAACUGGCUGGGGCUGGUGGACUGUGGAUGCAGGUGGCUUCCAAGCUGACCCGACCAUUUCCUGGUCAGCGAAUAUCGACACCCCUCAAUACCGGGAACUCUACCUCCGCUGGUUGCAGUGGACAACAUUCCUACCAUUUAUGAGAACCCAUGGAUCGCGGGCCUGUUAUGUCCAGAACGCCUACACCUGUGCCAAUGAGCCAUGGUCAUAUGGAGAGCAGAAUACACCCAUCAUUGUAUCGUACAUUCACCUUCGGUACCAGCUAGCCGCUUACAUCCAGUCGGUGUUUGCUCAGUUCCACCGCACCGGUCGCAUGAUCAUGCGCCCUCUGUAUAUGGAUUUCCAGACUUCGGAUCCACACAUUGCCGAGUUGACACAGAUGAACAGCAACGUCACUACGCAGCAGUACAUGUUCGGUCCACGACUGCUGGUGACCCCAGUCACUCUCCCGAAUGCCACAGAAUGGUCUGUCUAUCUUCCAAAGGUAGCAAGUAAUGAGACUACGCGGCCUUGGACUUACUGGUGGACAAACCAAACCUACGCUGGUGGCCAGACUGUGACCGUUCCAGCACCCGUUGAACAUAUUCCCGUCUUCCACCUCGGCUCCCGGGCCGAGAUUCUGAGUGGAAAGGUGUUUUAA
Penicillium longicatenatum is the source of this 2229-nucleotide messenger RNA. RefSeq lists its product as uncharacterized. Gene Ontology annotation, biological process: carbohydrate metabolic process. The transcript has a single exon. The record is from RefSeq and is a predicted model, not a curated record. NCBI's taxonomy places the organism in Eukaryota, Fungi, Ascomycota, Eurotiomycetes, Eurotiales, Aspergillaceae. Gene Ontology annotation, molecular function: carbohydrate binding; hydrolase activity, hydrolyzing O-glycosyl compounds. Bases 1 to 2229 code for a protein of 742 amino acids.